Messenger RNA from Neofelis nebulosa (Clouded leopard), 5450 nucleotides. RefSeq names its product maestro heat like repeat family member 1 (gene MROH1). Gene Ontology annotation, molecular function: protein binding. The transcript is spliced from 44 exons. Gene Ontology annotation, cellular component: cytoplasm. The record is from RefSeq and is a predicted model, not a curated record. Lineage: Eukaryota; Metazoa; Chordata; Mammalia; Carnivora; Felidae. The coding region runs from base 333 to 5273 and encodes 1646 amino acids.
CUCGCUCGCUCGCUCGCAGAGGCGCCCCUCGGGAGAGCCUGGGCCCGAGAGUCUGGGGGCCACCCCCUCGGCCGGGCCGCGCGGGAAUCCAAGUCGGGAGGCGCCUCCCCAAGGUCAGCGGGCGAGCGCGAGGAGGGUCCCGGGCGUCGCGGGGCCGAGCCCGCCCCCUUCCCUGGGCUCAGAUGCUUUCCAGGAAGAAAGGGGAAACCCCUUGCUGAUGCCAGCGUCUUUGAACCAGUGUCUUCUCCUUCUGCUUUCUCUCUGCCUGGGAUUCCUGGAGAUUUCUGGUUUGAGAAGAAGCUGCCCGAGCUGACGCCGGUGAGGCGGCCGAGAUGGCAGAGCCCUACGUGAAGAAGCUGUGCACCAUCCUGCUGGAGGCCAUCACCGACAAGGACCCUCUGGUGCAGGAGCAGGUCUGUGGCGCCCUGUGCGCCCUCGGAGAGGCGCAGCCAGCGGAGGUGCUCCGAGCCUGUGAGGAGUACCUGUGGCGGCACGAGAAGUUGGCACAUCCUUACCGGACGAUGAUCCUGAGGGCCAUGGAGACGGUCGUGAGCAGUCACAUCAGUGACCUGGACAAGGACAUGGCCAGGGCUGUCAUCUUCCUGGCCUCCAGCGAGAUGACCAGGGUGAAGGACUUGGUGUGUGACUGGCAGCAGGCUGCCAGCAACGUCCUGGUGGCUGUUGGGAAGCAGUUCAUCGGCCUGGUGAUGGAGGAGGUGCUGAGCAAGUUCCAGCCCGGGGCCCUGCCGCACUACUUCGUCGUGCAGACCCUCGCUAACCUGGCGGCUUCCAACGUGUUCGGCAUGGUGCCCUUCCUGACGUCCAUCCUGAGCACCAUGCUCCCCAUGCUGGGCAUGGCCAAGCACGAUAUGACGAGGGUGGCGUUUUGCUGUGCUCUGCAGCACUUCAGCGAGAGCACCCUGGAGUACCUGGCCAACCUGGACCAAGCCCCAGACCCCACGGUCAGGAAGGACACCUUUGCCACUGACAUCUUCAGUGCCUACGACAUCCUCUUUAACCACUGGCUACAGAGCCGUGAGGCCAAGCUCCGGCUCGCCGUGGUGGAGGCUCUGGGGCCCAUGAGCCACCUGCUGCCCAGUGAGAAGCUGGAGGAGCAGCUCCCCAAGCUGCUGCCGGGGGUCCUGGCCCUCUACAGGAAGCACGCCGAGACCUUCCACGUGUCCAAGAGCCUGGGCCAGAUCCUUGAGGCUGCGGUGAGCGUGGGCAGCCGCACGCUGGAGGCCCAGCUGGACGCGCUCCUGGCUGCUCUACACGCUCAGAUCUGUGUGCCCGUGGAGUCGUCCAGCCCUCUGGUGGUGAGCAACCGAAAGGAAGUGUUACGCUGCUUCACUGUGCUGGCGUGCUGUUCGCCUGACCGCCUGCUGGCCUUCCUGCUGCCCAAGCUCGAUGCCAACAACGAGAGGACCCGCGUGGGCACCCUGCAGGUCGUGAGGCACGUCAUCAACUCAGCUGCUUCUCAGAUGGAAGUGAAGAAGCCCUUUAUUCUAUCCUCCAUGAGGCUUCCUCUUCUGGACACCAACAGCAAGGUGAAGCGGGCAGUGGUGCAGGUGAUCAGUGCCAUGGCACACCACGGCUACCUGGAGCAGCCUGGAGGAGAGGCCAUGGUCGCAUACAUCGUGCAGCAGUGUGCUCUGCCCCCCGAGGCCGAGCCUCAGAAGCCGGGUCCGGACAGCGAGGACCCCGCCACGGACAGUGUGCGGGACGUCAGCAUCAGCACCCUCUACCUGGUCAGCACCACCGUGGACAGGAUGAGCCACGUCCUCUGGCCGCACCUGCUUGAGUUUCUCACCCCCGUGCAGUUCACCGGGGCGCUGACCCCGCUCUGCAGGAGCCUCGUGCACCUGGCCCAGAAGAGGGAGGAGGUGGGGGCCGAUGCCUUCCUCAUCCAGUACGACAGCAACGUGACCCUCCCUUCACCCUACGCCAUCACCACGAGACUCCUGACCGUGUCUUCCAACCCCUACCUGGGGGACGGCCGCGGGGCCGCCUCGCUGCGUCUCUUGAGCGUCCUGCAUCGUAACAUCCACCCUCUGCUGGGUCAGCGGUGGGCCACCACCGUCCCCCUGCUGCUGGAACACCUGGAUGAACAUACUGAAGAGACCCUGUCCCAGAAGGAGUGGGAGGAAAGGCUGCUGGCGUUCCUUCGGGACACUCUGGCGGUCGUGUCUGACAACACGUGGAUUUGCCAGCUGAGCCUAGAGAUGUGCAGACAGCUGCCCUGCUACAACGGGACGCCCCAGGAGAAGAACUUCCUGUAUAAAUGCAUUGGAACCACGCUGGGUGCCGCUUCGAGCAAGGAGGUGGUGAGGGAGCAUCUGCAAGAGCUUCUGGAGACGGCCAGACACCAGGAGGAGGCCGAGCGCGAGGGCCUCGCCUGUUGCUUUGGGAUCUGUGCCACCUCUCACCUGGAUGAUGUCCUGGCCCAGCUGGAGGACUUCAUGAGGUCAGAUGUGUUCAGAAGAUCCACCGGCAUUUUCAACAUUUUUAAGGACCGAAGUGACAAUGAGGUGGAAAAGGUGAAGUCAACUCUGAUCCUGUGUUACGGCCACGUGGCAGCAUGGGCCCCCCGCGAGCUGGUGCUGGCCAAGGUCGAGUCGGACAUCCUCCGGAACAUAUUCCAGUACUUCAGCACCAAGGUUCUGGGAAUAAAGGUAGAGACCAAGGACCCGGCUCUGAAGCUGUGUCUCAUCCAGAGUGUGUGCAUGGCCAGCCAGGCCAUCUGCAGCAGUGCCCAAGCUGGCUCUUUCCACUUCUCGAGGAAAGCGGAGCUGGUGGCACAGAUGAUGGAGUUCAUCAAGGCAGAGCCCCCAGACUCCCUGAGAACGCCCAUUCGGAAGAAGGCCAUGCUUGCCUGCACUUACCUGGUCUCCCUGGAGCCAGCGCUGGAAGAGCGAGUGCAGGCGGACUUGAUCCGCGGCUGUCUACACAGCGUCAUGGCUGUGCUGCCUGAGCCCGAGGAGGAGGAGGACCGCCAGGAGUCACUGUACCUGGACACCAUGCACGCCCUUGAGGAUUUGCUGACAAGCCUCCUUCGGCGGAACAUGACCCCGCAGGGCCUGCAGAUCAUGGUGGAGCACCUGAGCCCGUGGAUCAGGUCCCCGCGGGGCCACGAGAGGGUGCGGGCGCUGGGCCUAAGCGCCUGCCUGCUGCAGCACUUCCUGGAGCACCUGCACGUCAGCGCCCUGGUGCCCUUCCACAACCUGGGCCUCCUCAUUGGCCUCUUCUCCCCACGGUGUGCGGACUUGUGGCCUGCCACCCGCCAGGAGGCUGUGAGCUGCGUCCACGCCCUGCUGUACCUCCAGCUGGGCUAUGAGGGCUUCUCCCGUGACUACCGGGAUGAUGUGGCCGAGCAGCUCCUCGCCCUCAAAGAAGGCCUCGUGCACCCCGACCCCGCCGUCCUCUUCCACACCUGCCACAGCAUAGCCCAGAUUAUUGCCAAGCGCCUCCCGCCAGAGCAACUCAUCAGCCUCCUGCUGACCUUGUUUGAGAGUCUGGGAGACCCGGACAAGAACUGUUCGAGGGCGGCUACCGUCAUGGUCAACUGCCUGCUGAGGGAGCGAGGGAGCAUGCUCCAGGAGAAGGUGCCCGAGAUUGUGAGUGUUCUGCGCUCGAAGCUGCAGGAGACCCGAGAGGAGCACGUCCUGCAGGCCGCACAGCACAGCGUGUACCUCCUGGCGUCCCAGCACUGUGCGGCCGUGGUGUCCAGCCUCCUGGGCGGCCCCCUGCCCUUUGACAGCCACACCUGCACCCUGUGGCGGGCGCUGGCCCUGGAGCCCAGCCUCACCACACAGGUCCUGGGGCUGCUCCUGGAGAAGAUGAGCAGGGACGUCCCGUUCAAGGAGACCCGGGCCUUCCUGCUAAGCAGCUCUCCUGGCCGCGAGGCCACGCUGCUGCCCCUUGCGGCCACGUGUGCCCUGCACGAGGUCCUGAGUGCCCUGGAGUCUGGGCCCGCGGUGCUCGAGCUGUACCCACAGCUGUUUGCUGCGCUCCUGCUGCGGGUCAGCUGCACCCUGGGCGUCCUGCUGCCCCGGAGCCUGCAGGCCAAGGAGAGGAGGAGCGUGGGCUCAGCUGUGGCCCCCAGGAGCCUCGAGCCCUGCAGCUGCGCGGUGGAUGCUCUGCAGGCUAUGCUGCUCCGGGGGGGUAAUGAGGACGUGGUGCGGCGUGUGGAGCUGGAGGGGGGCUGGCAGCUGCUCAGGACCUCGGCAGGACACGAGGAGGGGGUCACCCGGCUGGCCAGCGCCAUGGCCAAGUGUGCAGGCCCCCGGCUGCCCCUGGUGAUGAAGGCGCUCGUGUGCACACAGAGCAGUGUGUAUGAGAUCCAGAGGGUCACCUCCACAGCGUUCCUGGCCGAGCUGCUCAACAGCAACGUGGUGAACGACCUGAUGCUUCUGGAGUCGCUGCUGGACAACCUGGCGGCGCGGCAGAAGGACACGAGUGCCAGCGUGCGGCGGCUGGUGCUGCGAGGCCUGGCCAACAUCGCCUCCAGCUCCCCGGAGAAGGUGCAGGCCCACGGCCCCCAGCUCCUGACAGCCAUGAUCGGCGGGCUGGACGACAGGGACGACCCUCACAGCCUGGUGGCCCUGGAGGCCAUGGUGGGCCUGGCGAGGCUCCUGGAGCUGGUGAAGCGCCAGGACCUGCGCUCCGUGCUGCUGCACGUUGCCAUCCGGAUCCGGCCCUUCUUCGACAGCGAGAAGACGGAGCUCCGUUCUGCGUCCAUCCGCCUCUUCGGGCACCUCAACCAGGCGUGCCACGGGGGCUGUGAAGACGUCUUCCUGGAGCAGGUUGUUGCUGGGCUGGUGCCCCUGCUGCUGCACCUGCAGGAUCCCCAAGCCCCUGUGACCAACGCCUGCAGGUUCGCCCUGCGCCUGUGCGGCCCCAACCUGCAGCAUGAAGAGCUGGCGGCCGUCUUCCAGAAGCACCUACAGGAGGGCCGGGGCCUGCACUUCGGGGAGUUCCUCAACGCCACCUGCAAGCUCCUGAUGUACCACUUCCCGGAACUGCUGGGCCGCCUGGCGGCCACCAGCCUCUUCUACUUCAAGAGCAGCUGGGAGGACGUCCGUGCUGCCGCCCCCGUGCUCAUGGGGUUCCUGGUGCUGCACGCGGAGCCCGAGCACCAGCCACAGGUGGACCUGGAGCAGAUCACGGCAGUGGCUCCCCGUCCCCCAGCGCUGCAGCUCCUGCUCAAGGACCCAGCCCCCCUGGUGCGCGCGAAGGCUGCCGAGACCCUGGGCCGCCUGGUCAAGUUCGCCUGAGGCUCCCGCGGCAGUGCCAGCCCGGGUCUGCGCCUGAACCCCCACGAUGGGGCCCUGAGGAGCUCCCUGCUACCAAGGGUCAAACCCCUGCCAUUCCAGACAAGGCCCCUGGAGGCCGGGAGGGCAGGCAAGCUGCUGUAACCCCUGGUUUCCAAUAAAGCCAUCCGCUCCUCAGCA